This is a messenger RNA of Lacerta agilis (Sand lizard), 1866 nucleotides long. It is a transcript of the gene MIER2, whose product is annotated as MIER family member 2. Gene Ontology annotation, cellular component: nucleoplasm. Gene Ontology annotation, biological process: negative regulation of transcription by RNA polymerase II. Gene Ontology annotation, molecular function: histone deacetylase binding; transcription corepressor activity. The transcript is spliced from 13 exons. The coding region runs from base 46 to 1761 and encodes 571 amino acids. NCBI's taxonomy places the organism in Eukaryota, Metazoa, Chordata, Lepidosauria, Squamata, Lacertidae. The record is from RefSeq and is a predicted model, not a curated record.
CAUCCGGGGCUCUCCCCCCCCCUUCGGCCGUUCGCACUCUCGGCUAUGGCGGAGGCCUCAGUUGGGAGGCAGAGUCCAAGGGUUGUGUCCUACCCUGCGCGGAACUUAUGUCCUGGGAGACCCAGCCUUCAUACCACGGCAGUGGUGUCUAUGGGCUCAGGUGACCACCGCUUCAACCUGGCUGAGAUCCUUUCCCAGAACUACGGGGUGCGGGAAGAGACUGAGGAAGAUCAGCGGCAGGAACACUCACAGGGGAAAGCGAAGCCUUUGGAGGAGCUAGAUAAGAGCUUCAAUGCCUCCCAGAACUCUGAAAUGCCGUUCGAGGAAUUGCUGGCACUCUACGGCUACGAGGCCUCUGACCCCAUCUCCGAGCAGGACAGCGAGAGCAACGAUGCCUCGCCCAACCUUCCAGACAUGACCCUGGAUAAGGAGCAGAUAGCGAAGGACCUGCUCUCUGGGGAAGAGGAAGAGGAGACACAGUCUUCGGCCGACGACCUGACCCCUUCCGUCACCUCCCACGACGCCUCGGACCUUUUCCCCAACCAGAUGGGAUCAAACUUCCUGGCUGACGGAGGCAAAGGACGCUGCUCCUCCCCUUGUGCUUCCUUCUCGGCCGAGGACUCGGAAGAAGACGCCAUCCCCGCCAACGAAUGCAAGAAGGAGAUCAUGGUUGGUCCUCAAUACCAGGCAGCUGUUCCUCUCCUCCACCUGAACAGACAUGGCGAAAAAGUCUACGAAAACGACGACCAGCUUCUUUGGGACCCGAACAUCCUCCCCGAGAGGGAAGUGGAAGAGUUCCUUUACCGAGCCAUUAAGAGGAGGUGGGACGAAGUCUCGAACGCCAGCCUUGCAGAGGGGGACACGGUCAAGGACAAUGAGCAAGCGCUGUACGAACUGGUGAAGUGCAACUUCAACGCCGAAGAGGCGCUGCGGAGACUCCGGUUCAACGUGAAGGUCAUUCGAGAUGAGCUCUGUGCCUGGAGCGAAGAGGAAUGCAGGAAUUUCGAACACGGGUUCCGGGUCCACGGAAAGAACUUCCACCUUAUCCAAGCAAACAAGGUCCGCACCCGGUCGGUAGGCGAAUGUGUGGAGUACUAUUACAUGUGGAAGAAAUCGGAGCGCUACGACUACUUCACCCAGCAGACGCGGUUUGGAAGGAAGAAGGAUUACGUGGAUAAUUUUUUGGAUGGUGGGGAAGUAGAAAGUGCCAGUCGUUCGCGAGGUUCCCCACCCAUCCCAUCGGCCACUGGGUGCCUCGACUCUCGUUUCAACCCAGAUCACCUGGCAAUCGAAAGCACAGAACCUUUGAGCAUCGAGAGCGCAGCAUGCAGUUUGGGCAGCACGAGUGAGUCGGGCCACGGCUAUGAGUACAGCACCCCUUCGGAAACAAACUGUUCCUUCGACCCCGCUGAGGAAGCCGCUGCCGGCAGCCGUGCGCCCGCUUUCCUGCAGCACCCGCCAAACCCCCCCGAAGUCGGCUUCUACCAGGUGGCCGCAGCCAGCAAGCAGGAACCGCUGCGGUGCUCGGGGAACGCCCUCGCCGUGGACUUCACCCUCCCCGGGAACGUCGCGGAGGGGCUGCCUUUAAUUUCCGGCCACGUGGGACUGGACAGGGAUCCAGAGACGUUGGUGGCCCCCGCUCAAGUGUCCUUAUCGGUCCCGGAUUUCAGCCUCCUCGGCAUUGGAGAUGUAAAUAGCUACCUGGCCACUCAGCAGGCCUGCCCAGCACCCAGGGGCCACUCGGAGUCCUUGUCUCAGUGACUGCAGCCUCUGCGUAGGGGUCCGCUGGUGGACGAAAGCUGACUCUGGCAGGACUGGAUGGAAUUGCCCUUUGGGGAGGGGGCGCAGAGACGGGUCAGCCUAUCG